Messenger RNA from Spirodela intermedia, 1818 nucleotides. The record is from the annotation of a GenBank genome assembly. Lineage: Eukaryota; Viridiplantae; Streptophyta; Magnoliopsida; Alismatales; Araceae.
AUGUCAUCUGCCUCCUCUCUUAUCCUCUUCCUCGUCGCCGUCUCAGUGGCCUCGUUCUUCGGUGCAGCCAGAUCAGACGGUAAGUUCGUUCUUCUUUUCUCCAUCUGUUGAUCGUAUUUUUCUCCCACAUUCUUGAUCAGCAGCGCGGGAUGUGGGAUUGAGAGGUUUCCCUUUCGUUUUCUGUCUUCAUCGCGGGCACUGUGCCGUGGUAACUAUGGCGCUGUUGCGCGAUCCUGUUACUCAGCUCGUAACCAGCAUGCUUUUCUAAUAUACACGGCAAGGUCACCGAUAUAAUCUCAAUAGGACAGAUCUUGCUUCUGUUGAAUGUCAGUUGACCACUCCUUAGGAUUGCCUGUGCGAGCUUUGUAUCCUUGCCAUUGCUAGGUGGAGAUGAAUAGGGGAAGAACAAUGGGUAGAGAGAGAGAGAGAGAGAAAUUGUAGGUUACCGUAGUCGAGCCUCAGUUAAAGAUCUGUAAAAAUUACAUUUCCCUCAUCUAGGUGUGUGAACUUUGGAUCAUUGCGAUUGCUAGGUGGAGCUGAAUAGAGGAAGAACAAAAGGUAGAGAGAGAGAGAGAACAGCAUGGAGUUGCCAUCUUCCAAUAGUUAGAACAACUACAAGCAUAAUACAUUGAUCCUCCACUGGCCUUGGAGGCUAAAGUCUCCUCAUCACCUUUGCCACUCUCCCUCAUUAAAUCACGAGCUACCCAUCAAGUUUCUCUGGUGCUAAGUAGAUCCAUCACGCCUUGUAGAUGAUAUGAACUUUGAUUCCAUUAUAGGAGCAAGAUUGCAGGUGGGUCAACUGAAGAGCCUGUAGAUUCUCUUUCACAGGAUGAAAACACUGAGGACACUGCGCAACUUUUUCUAGAUGUGAUUGACUUUUUCUGCUUAAAGCAUUGUUGUCGUAAUUGACUAUUUAUAGUAGUAAAAGAGGGGGCAGCAUUCUGCAGGGGUUGACUGAGCACGGAUGCAGCUGAAAUGCUAAGUUUAUGUGGAAAGUGGAGGUUCAGGUUCUUGAGAAAGAAUAAUGACACUGAUUAUGAGGAGACUUUUCAAAGGGGAACAGGAGAAGUCAACCCGCCUAUCAGUUAGUUUUUCCUUAAGACCAUAUAUCUUACUAGAAACUGACUUCAGUUUGAUAAUAUCAAACUGAGACCCGAAUCAUGGGGAAUCCGGUCAACUGCGGCCAAGAAUUCUGACUUCUUCUAGCCCAAGAAGACGACCAAAGAAUCUCUCUCCUUUGACCACCUACCAACAAAUGAAUUAAUUAGCUCGACCUAACUCUCUUGAGAGUCCACAGAUGCCGAUGAGCAGCUGCUCCGAGACAUCAACAGCUACCGGGCGUCCCUGAACCUGUCAGUGCUAACGGAGAAUGAGAACGCCGACUGCUUGGCCGAUGAAAUCGCCAACAAGUUCGAGGGGCAGCCGUGCACCAAUUCGACCGGCUCCAAUGCCAUCCUCGGCUCCGAGGGCCCAAUCCCGGAUUACCCAACCCUGCUGUCCCGCUGCAAGCUCGACAUCUCGGUCACCAAGGACGCCGCCAUCCUCCCCGCCUGUGUUCCCGGGCUCGUCCCCAGCAUCGUCCUCACCAAUUUCACCAAAUCUCAGUACAAUCAGCAGCUUAAUGACAGCCGCUAUGUCGGGGCCGGCGUUGCCUCUGAAGGAAACUGGGUGGUGGUUGUCCUGAGCACCGCCACCCCGCAGGGGAACCUCUCCACUGUCCAGGGCAGCGGCAGCGGCGCCGCUGCCGCCGUGAGAGCUCCAGUCGCCUCUGGUCUGCUGUUCUUCGCCGUCUAUCUCUUUGUGACCGCGAUGAUCUGA